Molecule: messenger RNA, 516 nt
Organism: Nematocida ausubeli
Lineage: Eukaryota; Fungi; Microsporidia
Exons: 1
Coding region: 1-516 (171 amino acids)
Biological process (GO): protein polyubiquitination
Cellular component (GO): nucleus
Molecular function (GO): ubiquitin conjugating enzyme activity
Source: RefSeq, a predicted model, not a curated record
AUGCUUCAGAAUGCGAACUCAAUUAAAAGAAUAAUGAAGGAGCUAAGGGAUAUACAUGAGUCUGAGAAGAACAAUCUGGAAGGCAAUGGGGAGCACGUAGUGCGAAUAGGCCCAGUUGACGAAGCAGAUAUGUAUACCUGGCGAGGAAGGAUAACACCGCCAGUUGGCAGUGACUAUCAUGGGGGUGUGUUCUACCUGGAUAUUAAAUUUCCUACAGACUAUCCCUUCAAGCCCCCCAGAAUUAAAUUUCUUACCCGCAUAUUCCAUCCAAACAUAAACACCAACGGAACAAUCUGUUUGGACAUUUUGAAUGAGAAGUGGUCUCCAGCCCUCACCAUAUCCAAGGUAAUGAUGUCCAUCUGCAGCUGGCUGGACGAGCCAAACCCAGACGACCCACUGAUGCCAAACAUUGCAUCUAUGUACAAGACAGAGCGCACCAAGUACAGCGAAACGUGCCAGGAAUGGACAAAAAAGUAUGCACUUGAUACAAGUAGCGAUAUAGAUGCGUGGAAAUAA